AAAAAGAAAAGAAACUCUCUCUCUUAUCUCUCUAUAUCUAUUUAUCCCUCUCUCCCCCAAGGGGUCCUCCAAGUAGGUUGAUUAAUGAUGAACUCUAAGCCAUAAACCAUCAAUGCCUAUGCUAUAUUCUUUAUAAAAUCCCCACUAAACCUCUUCUCCUUGCAGCCAAACCCACACCAUGAAGUACUCCAAGACCCUGCUCUCCCUCCUCACUCCUAUCCAACUCCUCCAAGCCUCAUUCUUCGUCCUCUUAGCUCUAACUCUAAGCCUCCAUGCCGUCCUCUCUUCCACUUCCACUCUCCUCCUCAACCAAAAGCUUCUGCUCUUCCUCUGUACCCAUAGAGCGCUCGUCUUCUCUCUUCUUUGGUGCACUUUGGUAGCCCUCCUCGCCUACCUCUGGACGAGGCCACGCCCGGUCCUGCUUCUUGACUACGCCUGCUUCCAGCCCGACGCCGACCGCAAGUGCAGCUACGAAGUCUGCGAGUACUUCGUCCGGCGGAGCCGCCUCUUCUCGACCACCAGCGAGGAAUUCAUGCGCGGCAUCUACCUCAAGUCGGGCCUCGGCGACGAGACCUACGCCCCACCCUUCAUCUUCCAGUACGACUACGAGGCCAAGCUCCGCUCUGCCGUGCAAGAGGCCUCGGAGGGAAUGAUCGCCGCCGUCGACGCCGUCCUCUACAAAACCCACGUUCCGGCCGCUGCCAUCGACCUGCUCAUCGUCACCUGCGGGAUGUUCACCCCCAGCCCCUCCCUUUCCAGCCUCCUCGUCAACCACUACCGCCUCCCCGACACCGUCGCCACCUAUAACCUCAGCGGCAUGGGGUGCAGCUCCGGCGCCGCCGCCAUAGACCUCGCUGGAAGGAUCCUCUCCGGCACCCGCCGAGUCCGCUACGCCCUUGUCGUCAUCACCGAGAGUAUAAGCCUCAACUGGUACUUCGGCGACAACCGUUCGAUGCUGGUCACCAACUGCAUCUUCCGCGUCGGCACGGCGGCGGCGCUGCUGACCAACGACGGGGCUCGCCGGCGCGCCGCCAAGAUGGAGCUCCUUCACGCCCUGCGGACCCACCACGGCGCCGACGACGCCUCCUACAGCGCCGCCUUCCAGGAGGAGGACGACACCGGCAGCCUCGGCAUCUCCUUGAAGAAGGACCUCAUCCGCGUCGCCGGCGAGGGGCUCCGGGCCCACAUAAGGAUCCUGGCUCCGAGGGUUCUGCCGUGGGCCCAGCUGGUGCGGUACGCUUUCGGGGAGGUGACCAGAUGGAUGAAGAGCGGUCAGGGGAAGCAGCACGUGCCGGACUUCACCACGGCGUUCGAGCACAUGUGCAUCCACACGGGUGGGAAGGCGGUGAUCGAGUCCGUGGCCCGGCUCAUGCGGCUCGAUGACCGGGUCACGGAACCGGCCCGGAUGUGCCUCCACCGGUUCGGCAACACCUCCAGUAGUUUGCUGUUCUACGAGCUGGCCUAUUUUGAGGCCAAGGGGAGGAUAAGGAGUGGCGACCGGCUUUGGAUGUUGGCUUUUGGAACCGGGUUCAAGGUUUGUAGUUUGGUCUGGAAGACCUUAAAGGAUUCGGGUAUGGAUACUGAUAACCCGUGGAAGGGCUGCAUCCAUAGGUACCCGCUGAAGGCUUGGUAAUUUAGAACUUGUGAAAAAACAGAAAUAAAAAAAAAGGGAGGAAAAAACAUAUAAUUGUAAACUUCCAUACAAGGUGUGAAACCUAGUGGGGUAUAAGAAAAGGCUUGCUUCGUUUCUUCCAUCUCUAUCAAGUUUGGCGAUGGAGUUGGUGAUGGUACUAGUAAUAUGAUGAAGAUAUGAUUGUUGUACGUCACAAGGAUUGCUACUUUCUUUAAUUUUCAACCUAUAAUUACUUUUUACUA
Messenger RNA from Phoenix dactylifera (date palm), 1875 nucleotides. The record is from RefSeq and is a predicted model, not a curated record. NCBI's taxonomy places the organism in Eukaryota, Viridiplantae, Streptophyta, Magnoliopsida, Arecales, Arecaceae.